Messenger RNA from Penicillium lagena, 1650 nucleotides. RefSeq names its product Major facilitator superfamily domain general substrate transporter. Lineage: Eukaryota; Fungi; Ascomycota; Eurotiomycetes; Eurotiales; Aspergillaceae. The record is from RefSeq and is a predicted model, not a curated record. Gene Ontology annotation, biological process: transmembrane transport. Gene Ontology annotation, molecular function: transmembrane transporter activity. The coding region runs from base 1 to 1650 and encodes 549 amino acids. The transcript is spliced from 5 exons.
AUGUCCACCGACGACUAUACCAACUUCCCGCCAGGGACGCAUAUGCUGGAAGACCAAAGUAGCAAUGGAAAUGACAAGCAGGAAAUUGUUCUCAACCCUACACCUUCGGAUGACCCCGAUGACCCUUUGAACUGGUCCACCUUUAGAAAAACAGUGAACUUCGGACUCACCGGUACAUACGUCCUAUUUACCUUUGUCGUGCUUGAGAUUGGCUCCGUCGCACAACACACCUACAAAAAAGCCCUGCACUUGAGCUUCAAUGCCUUCAAUCAAAGCGCUGGUGCCUCAUACGGAAGUCUCGCGAUAGGAUGUCUUUUCCUCAUUCCCUGUGUGCACAAAUUUGGUCGACGACCUGUGUACCUUAUAAGUGCAGUGUUGCAAUUUGCCGCUGCAAUUUGGUAUGCGAAUUUUACAACCGCCGGCGAAAUGAUCGCCGUUGGUUUGCUGGCUGGUAUAGCAGGAUCAGCCUGCGAGGCCAUCGUGAUAAUUACCAUUGCCGACCUGUUCUUCGUGCAUCAGCACGCUCGUAUGAACGGUGUCUUCCUCUUUAUGCAGAGUCUAGGUACAUUGGGUGGUCCCAUCGCCGGGGGGUACAUUUUAAGUACUAUGAAGCCGUGGCGAUGGUUGUGGUGGAUAACCGCCAUCCUCGUGGGUUGCAAUCUGCUGCUGGUUCUAUUCUUCUUCGAGGAAUCCAAAUAUGUUCCGCGAUCCAAGUCAACUGGGAAUAAAAUCUCCAAGAGGAACGAGUAUCCAGAUGCCAAUGGCUUCUCAUCAUCUGAUAGUGGAGAGAAAUUCAACGACAGUAACGAGCCACCAUAUGACUCAACUGUGGAAUCCCAAACCUACCCUCGCAAAACAUAUCGUCAGCGCCUUGCACUGCUGACGAAGACCGAUGUCCCGAUCCUCCAGAGCUUUUAUCGACCUCUGAUCGCCCCUUUCCUGUUUCCUGCCGUUGCAUUCACUGCAAUCCAGUACGGCUUGAUCCAGACAUGGUUCUCUGCUACCACAGCAACUGGAACCAGUCGCUUACCUUACGCACCUUACAAUUUCCAACCGAAUGACAUUGGUCUAUUCAAUAUCGGAGGUUUCAUUGGUGUUUUACUCGCUGCAGGCACCGUACCUUUCCUGAGUGAUUGGCUUGUUGUUUGGCAGUCUCGCCGAAACAAAGGUGUCUUCGAACCGGAAAUGCGUUUGUGGCUGCUUUUCCCUGCUCUCCUCUUUAACUCUGUUGGCUCCUGGAUUUUUGGUAUUGGACUUACUCGGUAUUGGCCUUGGAUUAACCUUGCCGUCGGCAAUGCAGUUUUCGGCUUUGGAUUUAUGGUCACUGCCGAUAUCUGUCUGACAUACCUAACAGAUUGUUAUCCCCUAAUCCUCAAUGACGCCCUUAUCUCUGUGGUCUUAAUCCGCAACGGCCUCGCAAUGAUUGUUAGGUUUGCAUUGAGCGACUGGAUCAAAGGGAUGGGUAUCCAGAACACAUUCGUUCUCAUCGGAGUUAUCUCCCUUGCUUCUAUGAUCAUGCCGGCUUUACUUAUGGUCUAUGGUAAGCGUGCCAGAAUACACACUGCGCACAAGUAUUCGGAAUUUGCUGCCAAUCAGCAAGCUCAGAGACCAGAUCUUCAGCAGAGAUGUCGGACACAACAGAUAUCGUAA